Molecule: messenger RNA, 1060 nt
Organism: Diatraea saccharalis (sugarcane borer)
Lineage: Eukaryota; Metazoa; Arthropoda; Insecta; Lepidoptera; Crambidae
Source: the annotation of a GenBank genome assembly
UAGUUUUGUGCUAAUUCUUUCGUUAUUACAUACAACUAUUAUUAUGGAAACUAAGAAGAGGGAACGUUCGGCGAAUUUCAACAGUGCUGAAGUUCAACUUCUUGUAAGCCUCGUCGGGAUAAACAAACUUAUAAUAGAAAAUAAAAAAACGGACGCUAUCACUAAUAAGGAUAAAGAAUCCGCAUGGAACAAAAUUGAAACUUCUUUCAACUCGAGUUGGAUCUCUUCAAUUGAACGCUCCUGGAAAACAUUAAAAUUAAAAUAUGAAGGGGUUAAAAAAGGCACAAAAAAUAAGUCCUCUAUCCAAAGACAGGAGAUGUAUAGGACUGGAGGUGGUCCUUCCAAUGCUCCUGAAUUUACAGAUGUGGAAGGAAAAGUUAUGAGCAUUUGCUCUAACAUAAAAGGAUUGGAUGCUCGUCAUGAUAGUGAUACCAUCAAAAGUGUUCCAAUAUCUAUCAGCGAUAUGGUAAUAAUGGAUGUAGACGAGUUAAGAGGUAGUGAAACGCCAAAUAAUGCAGAGGAUAUUGGCCACCUUAGUAUACCUGGUAGGUAUUGUGUUUUGUGUAAACUCACCCAAGAUUUUGUUUACUUUCACAACUACAUUGAUUGGUUAUUCAUUUCAGAUAUUAAUGAAUCAUUAACUUUCGAACAAACAGAUGACAUCAAGAUAAUUGACAACCAGAGACAUAAAGGUAGCUUUACUUUUUUUUUCAAUACAAUACAGUAUAUAUUACAUGUAAAUAACAAGAGACAGUAUGAUCGCUUCACGGGGCCGCAACGCGCUUACUGCGUGAAACAGUUUUAUUUAAACAACUUUUCGCUCAUUACUGUGAGACGCUUAUUUCGCGUUGAAUAUGGUUUACACGACUCAAGUCAGUGUCCAAGUGCUCCUUUAAUAAAGAAAUGGGUGAAGAAGUUCGAAGAGACGGGAUCUACACUAAAUGUGAAACAAACCGGCGGCCCGCGGACUUCUCGAAGCGAAGAGAACGUGCAGCAAGUUUCCGCUUCUGUUCGACGUGAUCCAGGUUUAUCGACACGCAAACAUAUAAGAUCCAGCUAG